Molecule: messenger RNA, 1296 nt
Organism: Symbiodinium sp. CCMP2456
Lineage: Eukaryota; Dinophyceae; Suessiales; Symbiodiniaceae
Source: the annotation of a GenBank genome assembly
AUGCAGGGCUUGGUACUGUUCGCGCUUGUGGCCGGCGUUGUGCUGGCAAGAGGCCGAGCUCCAAGAGCAGUUCUGGAGGCAUCCUUCAAGGAGCGAAUCCAGGAGGUGCUAAAUGGCUCGGCGACGUCGGCCGCGGAACACUUGGCCACGCGCUUGGACUCGAAGCCGGGCCACCUGUUCGCUGGCUACGAGGUCGAGUUUCGAGACCGGCAUCUCGAGUGGCUUCAUGGCUGCCUAGACGUCGUGACUUCGCGAGAUUCCGUUGAGAACUGCAUCUUACGUCAGCUGCAGGCACUAACUGCUCUUUGUGACUUGCAGGGCUUAAGGUAUAAUGAGCAGGUCAGGAAGACUGCAGAAAAACAUCUGGAGGUGCUCCUCAAGGAGCAGAUGCUGGCUCUGCUUGGCAUGAGCGUGCAGAAGGUCUCUGGGGCGUCAAUCCUCCUGGUCCAAAAGCAGCCAGCGAACUCGGCCGAUGUCGAUGCUAGCCCGGCAGUGCAGGCAAGCGCACUAAUGGCGCUUGUACGUUGCGGCGAGGCAGUCAGCAACAAGGAACACCUGAAUGAUGCAGAGGCAUGGUUCCAAGGUCUCAACAUGAUCUACGCUGAGAGCGUUUGGAACAAGUCGUUCACGACUUUUCAUCGUGCAGCUAUCACGUGGGAAUCGCUCGCUGUUACAGCUUUGCACAUUCCGAAGCAUUCCAGUUUCCGAGAUCAGCUGGAAGAGUACAUCCGUGAUUUCGAGGUUUUCCUGCGACAAGCUUGGGAAGCACAUGGGGACUUUUGGUCUUUCUCCUCUGCUCGUGCACUGGCAGUAAGAUGGUCUUCCAAGGGUCUCCGAAAGCAACAACGAAAGCUGUUGAAGCGCUGGGCACAGGAGCACGUCGAUCGCUUUCUGGGGAGAUCAAGUGGGAUCAAAGCGGGGCCUGAGGGAGUCUCGGAGGGCAUCCUGGCACGGAUCGGCGGCAACCGCUACACCUGCGGCCCGCUACAGGGUCUGGCCUCGCUCGCCGGGAUACUGAAGGAUGCCGAGUUGAUUCAGGUUGUGUUGCAGCUCAUGGAGAAGGAUAUCCUUCGUUACCAACUCUCAGACUCGAACCCCGGCCCCUUUCGCUCUGCGCCACCGGAGCUGUUUGGAGCUUUUUUCCGGGACGGCGAGCAAAUGAAUCUGGAGUCGAGGCAGAGCCUGCGCGUAGAUGACACGGCGAUGUGUCUCAUCGCUAUCUCGCACCUCAUCGAGACCUUGCAGAGCAUCAGAGGAGUGAACGUCGAUCCAACAGCUGAGCAAGGGGAGCUGUGA